GUGUUGGGUUAUCUUUGUAUGAAUCCCCAACAAAAUGAGAAUGUAGUGAAGUGUUGUUGAUCACCAAGAUAGAAUUGAGGUUGAAUAAUUAUCCAUCCAUUUUCUAAGUUGUGAAGAACCAAGCAACAAUGAGAGGUUGCGCAUUGCCGUUAACCCAAUUCACAUAUCUUCCCUCCCAUUUAUGCAAUACAAUCAUCAAAAUCAACUCCUUUCCUUUUCUACAUUCAUUCCCAUCUCAUCACUCUCUCACCAUUCACAAUCCAACAACACCAAUACCUUUCACUUCACUUCAUGCCCACCACCAACCACAUGAUGAUGAUGAACAAGAAAACUUUCAUGUUCUCACUGCUGUCAAAAGUGAUUACAAUGAUAUUAUGAUUGUUGAUACUCCAAAUUCUAGAAUGCUUCUCCUUGAUUCAUCUCACAAUGUUCACAGCAUUCUAUACAAGGACCAAAAGUGGACUAAUUCUUACUGGGAUGAAUUUGCCAGCUUGCCAGCCAUUGUUCCAAAAGGGCCCAUUGCUAUCUUAGGUUUGGGUGGUGGAACUGCUGCUCAUCUGAUGCUUGAAUUGUGGCCUUCACUUCAACUUGAAGGCUGGGAGAUUGAUGACAUUUUAAUCGAUAAAGCAAGAGAUUAUUUUGGCUUAUCUGAUCUGGAGAAGACAACAGAAGAUGGUGGCAUUCUUAAUAUUCGUAUUGGCGAUGUCUUCAUUCCCUCAGAAGAUUCGCACAGAAGAUAUGCUGGAAUUGUAGUUGACUUAUUCUCUGAUGGAAAAGUUUUGCCUCAGCUGGAAGAGGUUAGUACUUGGUUGGAAUUACAUGAUAGAUUGAUGGCCAAUGGUCGUUUAAUGGUUAACUGCGGUGGCAUCGAUGAGGGGUCAAGUGUUGUAGAUGGAAGUACUGGUCUAGAUAAUUUAUCUAAUGAUGAGGCAUGGUUAUUAAAUUCAGCAUUGAAAGCAUUAUCCAAAGCAUUUCCUGGACAACUAAGUUGGAAGAGAAUGCCAAAGGAAAGCGGUGAAAAUUUUAUGGCACUUACAGGACCCUUGCCUGACCUGAAAUCUUGGUCUGCUAAUGUUCCAUCUCCUUUGAGCACAAGAGUGAUGGAUUGGAGACCUUGUGAAAUGGUUUCUAGAAGUUGAUAUUUACCACUUCAUAGGUUCAAUGCAAUGUUGGAGAGUGCAUUCUUUUGAUGAGAAAUUAAUUUAGAAAAUGAACAAGACUAUUUAGGAAAUUGAUUUAGAAAUAGAUUAACUAAGAAGUAUAAGAUGGUAGAUUAUUAAUUUUUAUUGUUGAUCAUUCAAUAACUUAAAUUGAGCCAAGAUUUAUUGUGAAAUACAAUUAUAUAUUUGGGUGAGUUACACUUCCCAUAAAAUCUUCUUAAAUAACACUAACACCCUUUAUAGUUUUA
This is a messenger RNA of Cicer arietinum (chickpea), 1408 nucleotides long. RefSeq lists its product as uncharacterized. The record is from RefSeq and is a predicted model, not a curated record. NCBI's taxonomy places the organism in Eukaryota, Viridiplantae, Streptophyta, Magnoliopsida, Fabales, Fabaceae.